Talaromyces stipitatus ATCC 10500 is the source of this 528-nucleotide messenger RNA. RefSeq lists its product as uncharacterized. The coding region runs from base 1 to 528 and encodes 175 amino acids. The transcript has 2 exons. The record is from RefSeq and is a predicted model, not a curated record. Lineage: Eukaryota; Fungi; Ascomycota; Eurotiomycetes; Eurotiales; Trichocomaceae.
AUGGCGAUCGGCAAGUUAAUGGUGGAUAGAGAAGGCUAUGGCUAUGCAUGGUUGUUGAUGCUCACUGUGGUCUGCCUCUUCGUUCUAAAAAAUAUUCUCUAUUCCUCCUGCCUGGCUGCUACCAUCAUGGAAACACUUCAACGCUCCUCACCAGUGGCAACGACGAGCGAGGGAAUUCAAAGUCUUGCCCCAAGAGCAGACCACGAGCAAAGCCCCGUGGGCUCUCUUCCAUCAACCAUCCCCCUAGACGAAUCGUCGUCUCGCGACACCGAGAGCGUUGCAGAUUUCAUCAUGCUCGAUGAUGACGACGACGAUGAUCGAGCUGUAGCUUCAUCACCGCGACCACGGCGCGCCAAUUUGAAGAAGCCUGACUAUAGCUACUCAGAUUAUGAACGGAUGAUAAAGGAUGUCACUAAUCCUUCACGCAAACGGAGGAGGCAAGACAAAGACAAUAUAAUCCCGGUCGACUCCAUAUUGGUUCGUAUUUUAAUAUUCCGCUUAUUAAUCCUUUGGGUUGACACUUUCUAG